AUGGCAGACGCAUCGCACUCCUCCCUGAAGCGACGGCACUCCGGUGAUGAAAAUGGCACUCCCAAACGCCCGCGAUCCAAUCAUGGAUCCCCCGCACCCGAUAGAAACGGUGGUGUGGCGCCGAAAAUCGACAUUCAAAAGGCCAUUGCGGCAGCAAAGGCGAAAGCAGAAGCCGUCCGCGCCCGACUCCAAGCGCAAGCCGGAGGAAGCCCGGCUUCGAUUACCGCUUCCCAAUCUCCUUCCCCCGCGCCUCCUGCGACCCCAUCCCUAUCCAGAAUCGAGCAAAUGAAGGCUCGCGUUGCUGCAGCGACUGGAAGAGCGAAUGCAGCUGUUCAGCCAAAGCCACAGCCCACUCCUUCAUUCGUACCUUUGGCUUCUGAGGAAGGAACUUCAAGAGCUAGGGGCGGCCUCGAUGUGGGCCUGCAUCCAGCUCUCCUUGGGGACAUGGGAUCCGAUGGUAGGUCUGCUAAAAACAAGCAGGCUAUGCACCCCAAAUUUGCUACGACUAUGGCGAAUCGCCAAAGAGACUCGUCUCUACCAUUGAUCAAAUCUAAAGGCAAGCAGCUUGAUCUUUCUGGGCCCUCGAUCGAAGAAACCAGAAACAAUCCCUAUUUUGAUCCGAGUCUUGGAGCAAAGACAGCCCUCGCCCGCCCUCGCUACUCCCGUCAGCUCGUGUUUAACCAAAAAGGGAAAUAUAUUCAGCAGGCUGCAGCUUUACGGCGACAGGCACAGCUGGAAGCUAUGAAAAAGAGAAUCGCAGAACGUGCUCGCCAGGCCGGCAUAGAUGAAGACCUGGACCUGGAAAAAGCAUUUCUGGUCCCUGCCCCUCCCGCUAUUGAGUGGUGGGAUGAAGGUCUUGUCAACGGGACUGAUUAUUCCGCUAUCGACAAAACAGAAAACUUAAAGAUAGAUUCGCCAGACUCGGUCAUCACCCUCUACAUACAACACCCAGUACUGCUGGAGCCUCCUCAGGACAAAAACAUUCCACCGCCCAAACCUAUGUAUCUCACACCCAAAGAGCAAGCCAAAAUACGUCGCCAGAGGCGGAUGGCCGACCUCAAAGAGCAACAGGCUAAAGUUCGACUGGGUCUCGAACCGGCGCCUCCUCCAAAGGUGAAGAAAUCGAACUUGAUGCGUGUUCUCGGUGAAGAGGCUGUUAAAGAUCCUACUGCCGUUGAAGCCCGUGUUAACCGAGAGAUUGCUGCACGUGCCGAAAAGCACAUGGCGGAUAACGAGUCUCGUAAACUAACAAAAGAAGAGCGGAAAGAAAAGCUCGCCAAGCAGCAAGAAAACGAUGCGUCAAAAGGAAUAUAUGUGACCGUAUACCGUAUUGACAGCCUUGCAAACGGUCGCCAUCGCUUCAAAAUUAGUAGAAAUGCGGAGCAACAUAGCCUCACUGGCAUUUGUGUUAUGCAUCCUAAAUUUAAUCUUUUAAUUGUCGAAGGUGGAUACCAUUCCAUCAAUGCCUAUAAAAAACUUAUGCUCAACCGUAUUGAUUGGACGGAAAAUGCUGGACCUAAUGCCGUCAAAGAAGGAAACCGAGAAGCUUUAGCAGCCUGGCUAUCAGCAGAGGAUGAAAAAACUGGAGAACUUAAGGAUUUAAGCCUCAACUCAUGUACGCUUGUUUGGGAAGGAGAAGGAAAAGCCAGGGCAUUCCGAAAAUGGCUUGGAGCAAGAGUUUGCGAAACAGAUGCCGCCGCGAAGGAUACUUUGACGCGUGCGAAGAUGGAGAACUUUUGGACUCUAGCCAAAACUAUGAAGUCAAGUACAACCUGA
Molecule: messenger RNA, 1776 nt
Organism: Ophidiomyces ophidiicola
Lineage: Eukaryota; Fungi; Ascomycota; Eurotiomycetes; Onygenales; Onygenaceae
Gene: prp3
Product: U4/U5/U6 small nuclear ribonucleoprotein prp3
Exons: 1
Coding region: 1-1776 (591 amino acids)
Biological process (GO): mRNA splicing, via spliceosome
Cellular component (GO): U4/U6 x U5 tri-snRNP complex
Source: RefSeq, a predicted model, not a curated record